Rhagoletis zephyria (snowberry fruit fly) is the source of this 1456-nucleotide messenger RNA. RefSeq names its product trypsin-like. The record is from RefSeq and is a predicted model, not a curated record. Gene Ontology annotation, molecular function: serine-type endopeptidase activity. Lineage: Eukaryota; Metazoa; Arthropoda; Insecta; Diptera; Tephritidae. Gene Ontology annotation, biological process: proteolysis.
UUAAACUUUCCACAAAAAAAAUCGAAUUUAUAUUCUUAUUUGUUCUGAUUUGCGUAUACAUACAUAUACUGUAAUCGCGACCAAAACUGAUAACGCUAAUGUUGCGCCUAUUAUUGAGUUUUACAUUUUCUAUUGUCAAACGAUUUAUUUUUUAUUCGUAUAUCAAUAAUGAUAUCAUGAAUGAUAAUGUGUACAUUUUGUUUAUCGAACUAUAUAUUGUUUAUGUAUGUACAUAUUCUUAUAUUUAUAUAAAGGUAUGCAUCAUGCGCAUAUGCGUAUACACUUGUUACUUCAUAGGCACACCGCUGCAAGGAACUAAUCAUUUGCUAAAUAGCAGUCGUUUAGUAGGCAAUUGUGUAAUUGAAAAUGUGGUGGAAAUUUACACUUUUUUGCGCUUGGAGCCUUUUACAAAGCGUCUCUUCAGUCCAUUCGUUCCAACCCAGCAAUGAAAGCAAUCACAAGAGCUUGGCUACUCCAUAUUUACUCACUGAAAUUGAUUCAAAAAUUAUUGGUGGUUCGCCUGUUGCUAUAACAAAAGUGCCAUGGCAAGUUUCGAUACGCCUUAAGUCAUACGAAAUAGCUGGUUUUGGUCGUGGACACUUAUGUGGAGGAUCGGUUUUAACAUCGCGCGUUAUUAUUUCAGCGGCGCAUUGUACCGUCAACUCCAACAUAACACCCACGACAUAUCGCUCCGCUAGCGAAUUCACUAUAGUCAUGGGUUCUGUUUACUUGUAUGAGGUCACUGCAUAUACAUUGCAAUACGAUGUAUUGGAGGUAGCGCCAAAUCUUGAUUUCAGUAAAUCUACACUUCAGAAUGAUGUGGCAUUAUUUUUCAUAGAUGGUUCCAUACCCGAAAAUCAUGCAACUGUAAAACCUAUACCCCUCAAUCAAUUAGCUUUGUCAACGGGCGUUAAUUGCACCGUAACUGGCUGGGGAAUAACUGAAAGUGGUAUAGUCUGGGCGGAGCUACUGGGUGCAGUGGUGCCGAUCGUUGCCUCGUCGCAUUGUAAUGCCAGCUAUAAAGGUUCCAUUGAUGAGGGUAUGAUUUGUGCUGGCUACCCGGAAACGGGAGGCAUAGAUGCCUGCCAGGGCGAUUCUGGUGGUCCAUUGGCUUGCAAUGGCACCUUGGGCGGCAUUGUUUCUUGGGGCAAUGGUUGUGCUGAGCGUGGCUACCCCGGCGUCUAUGCGAAUGUCUCCCAUUACUACAACUGGAUAGUGUCGACAAAUUCAACCUUCAAUUACACUCGUUAUGGUGGCGCAAUGGGUUUGAAUUUGGCACCCCAACAACUGCUAUGGGGUAUUUUCUGUGUUUUAAUCAGUUUGCUGUGGUCGUAAGCGGUAGAAAUUAAAAUCAAAAUUCAUUGGAGGCAAUAGAAAAUAUACAUAGUACGUAUUUAUAUAGUAUGUAAAUAUGUGGAGCGAAGAGCAGGAAAAUAUUUAUCGGUAUUUUGUUGAA